This is a messenger RNA of Pteronotus mesoamericanus, 808 nucleotides long. RefSeq names its product GINS complex subunit 1 (gene GINS1). The record is from RefSeq and is a predicted model, not a curated record. Gene Ontology annotation, cellular component: GINS complex. Gene Ontology annotation, biological process: DNA strand elongation involved in mitotic DNA replication; DNA replication. NCBI's taxonomy places the organism in Eukaryota, Metazoa, Chordata, Mammalia, Chiroptera, Mormoopidae. The transcript has 7 exons. The coding region runs from base 135 to 725 and encodes 196 amino acids.
CUGGGGCGCAGGCGAUAACCAAGAACGGUAACAACCGGAACUGUAGAGGCUGAGUGCUGUGGAGUGAGUUCUGCUACACCAUUUGGUGUGAGAGCGAGUGGUUGACAAGGGCACAGGACUGGGUUGCCUCCGCCAUGUUCUGCAACAGAGCCAUGGAGCUGGUUCGCGAGUCGCACCGCUUACCCCAAGGGCAGCUGCUGGCCUUCAAUGAAGAUGGACUCAGACAGGUUCUGGAGGAGAUGAAAGCUUUAUAUGAACAAAACCAGUCUGAUGUGAAUGAAGCGAAGUCAGGUGGACGAAGUGAUUUGAUACCAACCAUCAAAUUUCGACACUGUUCUUUGCUAAGAAACCGACGCUGCACUGUAGCAUACCUGUAUGACCGAUUGCUUCGAAUUAGAUCACUGAGGUGGGAAUGUGGCAGUGUUUUGCCAAAUGUUUUACGAUUUCACAUGUCUGCUGAAGAAAUGGAAUGGUUUAAUCAUUAUAAAAAAUCCCUUGCUACUUAUAUGAGGUCAUUGGGAGGAGAUGAAGGUUUGGAUAUUACACAGGAUAUGAAACCUCCCAAAAGCCUAUAUAUUGAAGUACGAUGUUUAAAAGACUUUGGAGAAUUCGAAGUUGAUGAUGGUACAUCAGUGCUAUUAAAAAAAAAUAGCCAGCACUUUCUACCUCGGUGGAAGUGUGAGCAGCUGAUUAGACAAGGCGUUCUGGAGCACGUCCUGUGGUAACCUCAUACUGAGGCCCUGCCAAGCUUCCCUGUGGUAUGAGGCUGAACUCCUUCACACAAACUUCUGCACUUCCUUCUCCACCC